AUGAACUGGGGUGUCUUCGAAGGGCUCCUGAGUGGGGUGAACAAGUACUCCACGGCCUUCGGGCGCAUCUGGCUCUCCCUGGUCUUCAUCUUCCGGGUGCUGGUCUACGUGGUGGCGGCUGAGCGAGUGUGGAGUGAUGACCACAAGGACUUCGACUGCAACACGCGCCAGCCCGGCUGCUCCAAUGUCUGCUUUGACCACUUCUUCCCCGUCUCCCACAUCCGCCUCUGGGCCCUGCAGCUCAUCCUAGUCACCUGCCCCUCCCUGCUGGUGGUCAUGCAUGUGGCCUACCGAGAAGCCAGGGAGCAGAAGCACCGGGAGGUAGCGGGCGAGAACUGCCGCCGACUCUACCCCAACCCCGGCAAGAAGCGGGGAGGGCUGUGGUGGACCUACCUGCUCAGCCUCAUCUUUAAGGCUGCCGUGGAUGUGGUUUUCCUCUACAUCUUCCACCGGUUCUACAAGAACUACACCCUCCCCAGCGUGGUGAAGUGCGAGAUCCCCCCGUGCCCCAACAUCGUGGACUGCUUCAUCUCCCGGCCAACGGAGAAGAACAUCUUCACCCUCUUCAUGGUGGUCACGGCCUGCCUCUGCAUCCUGCUGAGCGUGGUGGAGGCCUGCUACCUGGUGGGGAAACGGUGCCGAGAGUCCCUGCUAUCCAGAAGCGAGAGCAGCCGGAGGGAAACUAGGCAGUUCAGGAGCGUCGUUCAUAACAAAGACUGUUCCCUCUCCCACGGCGAGCAGGACAACCUCGAGCCGGGAGAGCAGGUUUUCCACGCGGCGGAUUGCAAGCUAGUCACAGCUCCAAACAUAGCCAGCUCCCAGAUAGGAGAAGAUGUUAUCUCCUAA
Messenger RNA from Emys orbicularis (European pond turtle), 846 nucleotides. Its product is annotated as gap junction beta-5 protein-like. Lineage: Eukaryota; Metazoa; Chordata; Testudines; Emydidae. Gene Ontology annotation, molecular function: gap junction channel activity. The record is from RefSeq and is a predicted model, not a curated record. Gene Ontology annotation, cellular component: connexin complex. Gene Ontology annotation, biological process: cell-cell signaling. The transcript has a single exon. Bases 1 to 846 code for a protein of 281 amino acids.